Messenger RNA from Alternaria burnsii, 189 nucleotides. RefSeq lists its product as uncharacterized. The transcript is spliced from 2 exons. NCBI's taxonomy places the organism in Eukaryota, Fungi, Ascomycota, Dothideomycetes, Pleosporales, Pleosporaceae. The record is from RefSeq and is a predicted model, not a curated record. Bases 1 to 189 code for a protein of 62 amino acids.
AUGGGUAAAAGAACCACCGUACAUCACUGCCCUGGCGCUUCAGGCUGGGUUGGUGACCAGAGUCCUGGUGGUUGCAGCAAAGCCAAAUUCGGUUCCCUGAAGAUCAACUACUGCAAGAAGCACGAGAUGCCAUGCCGCAACGGCUGCGAAAACAAGAAGCAUCUCAAAAAUCGAGACGGUUCAAGCUAA